AUGAAACUUGAUUAUAAGCUUUCCAAUAUAUUUGGUACUGUUUAUCGACAGGGAAAUAUCUUUUUUACUCCCGAAGGCACUGCUCUAUUAAGUCCUGUUGGAAAUCGUGUCAGUUUUUUUGACCUUGCCAAUAACAAAUCAUUUACAUUUCCUUAUGAACACCGCAAAAACAUUCAAUGCGUAGCUCUAAAUCCACAAGCUACGCUCUUAUUAUCAGUCGACGUUGACGGCCGAGCUAUUCUCGUCAACUUUGUUCGCCGUACAGUGAUUCAUCAUUUUAAUUUAAAAGAAAAUGUUCAUGACCUUAAGUUUUCACCCGAUGGAAAAUUCUUCGCUGUUGCAGCUGGUCGUGAAGUUCAAGUUUGGAAAACACCUGAUCAAACUGAAGAAAAGCAAUUUGCACCCUUUGUUCGACACAGAAUAUACACUGGACAUUACGCCGAAGUAACUACAAUCACUUGGUCUGAUGAUUCGCGGUUUUUCCUUGCCGGCUCUAAAGAUCUUACUACUCGCAUUUAUUCGUUAAACUCGGAAGAUAGUUCUGCUGCUGGAGUACUUGCAGGACAUAAGGAUUCCGUUAUUGCAUCUUUUUUUUCUGAGGAUCAAGAGACAAUUUUCACAGUUUCAAAAGAUGGAGCUAUUUUUGAAUGGAAGUAUUUGGGUGAAAGUGAUUUUGAAGAUGGUGAAAAAGAAGAAGAAGAGGAAGAGGAUAGUGACGAGGAAGAAGAAGAAGAAGAUCCUACCCGCCGAUGGCGAAUUGUUAAUAAAAACUUUUUCAACCAAAAUAACACGCAUGUUACAACUUGUGAUUUUCAUCCUGCAUCUAAUCUUUUAGUUGUUGGAUUUUCUAGUGGCUUGUUUGCAUUGUACGAACUCCCAGAUUUCACUAUGAUUCAAACACUUAGUAUUUCACAAAAUGCAAUCGAUUAUGUCACCAUCAACAAAACAGGAGAGUGGUUGGCUUUUGGGUCAUCUAAACUUGGCCAACUUUUAGUAUGGGAAUGGCAAUCUGAGUCCUACGUCAUUAAGCAGCAGGGUCAUUUUGACUCUUUAAAUUCUAUUGUUUAUUCGCCUGAUGGAUCUAAGAUUGUCACCGCUUCUGAUGACGGGAAAAUCAAAGUUUGGGAUGCAUACAGUGGAUUCAGUAUUGUCACAUUUACUGAACACACUUCAGGAAUCACUGCACUUGAGUUUUCCAAGCGAGGAAAUGUUUUGUUUUCAGCUUCGCUUGAUGGUUCUAUCCGAGCAUGGGAUUUGAUUAGAUACCGAAAUUUCAGAACCUUUACAGCACCUACAAGAAUACAAUUUUCAAGUUUAGCAGUUGACCCAAGUGGUGAAGUGGUUUGUGCUGGAUCAUUAGAUGAUUUCGAUAUUCAUUUAUGGUCUGUUCAGACGGGUCAGCUUUUAGACCGUUUACAGGGCCAUGAUGGUCCAGUUUCAGCACUUUCUUUUGGUAAUGAGGGUGGUUUAUUAGCAAGUACCAGUUGGGACAAAACUGUUCGUGUUUGGAGUAUUUUUGGAAGACAUACCCAUGUUGAGCCUUGGACUAUGACAUCUGAUGUUCUAUCUGUUGCUAUGCGUCCUGAUUCCAAACAAGUCGCAGUUUCUACUUUAGACGGCAACUUGUCUUUUUGGGAUAUUGAGCAGGGUAAACAGGUUGGUGAAGUAGAUGGCAAGUUUGAUGUUUCUGGAGGAAGAUAUACAACUGAUAAGUUCACUUCUGAGCACUCCAAGAGAUCAAAGUAUUUUACCACAUUAUGCUACAGUUCUGAUGGUACAACUAUUUUAGCUGGAGGCAAUAGCAAACAUAUUUGUCUUUAUGAUGUUUCAAAUGAGGUGCUGUUACGAAAGUACGUUGUGUCAAAAAAUAUGGCAUUGGAGGGUACACUUGACAUGCUUAACAGUAAAAAUAUGACUGAAGCUGGUCCUUUAGAUCUGAUCGACACUACUGGUGAGGCUUCUGAUUUGGAAGACAGAUUAGAUAUUUCUCUUCCAGGUGCAAGCCGGGGUGACUUAUCAGCACGCAAAAUGAGACCUGAGAUUCGGGUUGCCAGUAUUAGAUUUUCGCCAACAGGUCAAUCAUUUGGUGCUGCCUCUACUGAAGGGUUGCUCUUGUACUCCCAGGAUGAUUCCCUUUUAUUUGAUCCUUUAGAUCUUGAUAUUGAUGUGACCGUUAAGACAACAAUAAGCACUCUUGAAGAGAAGAAAUACUUGACAGCACUUAUCAUGUCAUUCAGACUAAACGAGCGAGCAGUUAUUCAGCGUGUUUACGAGAACAUUCCAGUUGGAGAAAUUAAUUUGAUUGCAAACGAGUUUCCUCGAGUUUACCUUGAACGAUUUUUCAAGUUUUUGGCAGGCGUUAUUGAAGACUCGCCUCAUGUGGAAUAUCAUCUUAUUUGGAUUAAGGCAUUAAUUAAUGCCCAUGGCUCUUUCAUGAUGACUAAAAAGCAUGUGUUUGCCAGUGUGAUUAGAUCUAUCAGUAAAUAUGUUCGCCGGAUCAACAAGGAUAUUAACAAAUUAUCCAGUGACAACAUAUACACCGUUCAAUUUUUGAUGGGGAAGAAUAGAAGAUAUGUUGAUGAUCUGCCACAAAAUUUUGGAUUACCAAAGUCAUCUGAAAAAGAUGAUUCUGAUGCUGAUAUGAAAGAUUCAGACUCGGAGAAAGAAAAUGAAAGUGAAGAAGAAAAUGAAGAAAAUAAUAGCGAUGAUGAAGAAGGUUGGUUUGGGCCUGAGUCAAAGAAUGAUAUUGCCUUUUCUUCGUUCCCUGAUGAUGAUGACGAGGACGAAGAUGAUGAAUAA
Messenger RNA from Magnusiomyces paraingens, 2799 nucleotides. RefSeq lists its product as uncharacterized. The transcript has 3 exons. The coding region runs from base 1 to 2799 and encodes 932 amino acids. Gene Ontology annotation, biological process: maturation of SSU-rRNA from tricistronic rRNA transcript (SSU-rRNA, 5.8S rRNA, LSU-rRNA); ribosomal small subunit assembly. The record is from RefSeq and is a predicted model, not a curated record. Gene Ontology annotation, cellular component: small-subunit processome; Pwp2p-containing subcomplex of 90S preribosome. Gene Ontology annotation, molecular function: protein binding. NCBI's taxonomy places the organism in Eukaryota, Fungi, Ascomycota, Dipodascomycetes, Dipodascales, Dipodascaceae.